Molecule: messenger RNA, 981 nt
Organism: Cornus florida
Lineage: Eukaryota; Viridiplantae; Streptophyta; Magnoliopsida; Cornales; Cornaceae
Exons: 2
Coding region: 1-981 (326 amino acids)
Source: RefSeq, a predicted model, not a curated record
AUGGGCAGUGAUUCAAAGAAUAUUGAUGAAGCAGUUGUUGCGCUCACGGGAACAUUACUGACCGAUGAUGGCUUUAUUCUCGAAUAUAUAAUCAGCAGCUACCAUCAAAAGAAUAAUUAUUUCGAGAGUUUUUACAUUCUAGACUUCCUCAAGGAGAACAGGUUCAUGUACCUUGCCGUCAAAUGUGACUUGCUGCAGUUAGAGAAUCAGAUUCCCUUCCGAGUUCUCGAAAAAUUGUUCAACAUGAUAACGGAACGUCUCCCACAAGAUGGACGCCAACAUUACGGCCUCUCCGUCACUGAAUUGGUCCUUUCCUUCUUCGGUAGUGAUGAUUUGACGGGCCAUCAUCUAGCUAGUAUUGAUUAUGGUGGUGAGAAUUAUGAUCAUAUUCUCCAUCUCUUACACAGUUGUUACAUGGCGUCUCAUGCUGAACCGAUACGCACAAUGGAGGAUCCCGGAUUCAAUUAUUCUGCAACCCAACUAGACUUUGCAGGAGUCAAAAGAGCUUGUUUUAAAAUCCCACCUCUCACCAUUACCUACUCCACUGAGCCAUUCUUAAGGAACCUCAUUGCUUUCGAGCAAAUUUCUUCCCCCCAAUUCCGUCUUCUUUUCAUACCACAAAUUUCUUCCCCCAAAUUCCGUCUUUUCACAUCACAUCCUUUCCUUAUGGGUAAGCUCAUCAACUCCAUGGAGGAUGUUGAAUUGCUCAUAAAAGCAGGAGUCAUAAAUAACCGUCUGAGUUCCUCGGAAGAGAUGUUGCAUCUCUUCAACAAUAUUUGCAAGAAUGUCCAUGUCAGUGAGUUCUACUCCGUUGAGCCGUGGAAGCUGGUCAGCCAUUACUGCAACCGUUUCUGGCCAAGGUGUAUAGCCAAACUGAGGCGUGAUUAUUUCGGAAGUCCAUGGACACUAAUAUCUGUCUUGGCUGCCUUUGCUCUUUUCGUCCUCACCUUCCUGCACACCUUGUACACCAUGCGUCACUAA